CACGGAGAGACAGUACCACCGGAAGUGCGCCGUUUUAAAAAGUAAGUCGCAAAAGUGAACGAUAGUAGCAUCUGAUUGAAAGGACAGAAAAACAUCAGAAAAGUGCGGUUGCUGCUUUUAAAGGCGUCUAGUGUGACCGCGAGUGAGGCAAUUCUGAAAGUGAAAAAGAACGGCUUCCAAUCCAGUAGAAAGCAGGUAACAGCUCAGCAUCCUCCCUUUAAACAUUAGCUUAAUCAGCACAAUGCCAGCACUUCUGGAAAGACCAAAACUGUCCAAUGCAAUGGCAAGGGCUCUUCAUCGCCACAUAAUGAGGGAAAGAGAGAGGAAAAGACAAGAGGAAGAGGAGGUUGACAAAAUGAUGGAGCAGAAAAUGAAGGAGGAGCAGGAAAGGAAAAAGAAGAAGGAAAUGGAAGAAAGGAUGUCUCUAGAAGAGACAAAGGAACAGAUCAUGAAGAUGGGAGAGAAACUGCUGUUAUUGCAGGAAGAGAAACACCAGUUGUUCCUACAGCUCAAAAAAGUUUUGCAUGAAGAGGAGAAAAGGAGACGCAAAGAGCAGAGUGAUAUGACGACUCUUGCAUCUGCCUCAUACCAACCUGGAAUGACCAUUCACUCUGGACAGCAUCUUAUUAGCAUGCAAGGGAGUCCAGUAAACCAUGGACGUCCAGGGGCUCUUUUGGGUGAACGUAGCAAACAGCUUUUUCAGUCUCCUGUCAUGCCGGGGCGUCACUUCCAGGCACAACCAGGAUUCAGUGGUGGAACCUCUGAACAUGGACAGUAUCAGAGCAGCCAGUCUGCACAUGGUCCUUAUAGUGUCAGUCAGUCACAGCAUGCAUCUCCUUAUGCUACAGGACAGCCAGUGCCAGUCAGCUAUGCCAGUAGCUCACAACUAAGAGGUCCAUCUGCCUUUCAGACGAUGCAGUACCUUCCUCAUCAGCAGACUGGCUACACUGUGCACAGUCACUUCAGUACACAGCAAGGCUUUCUACCCAGUACCGGAAUCCCCCUGCAGAAACAACUGGAACAUGCAAAUCAACAGUCAGGCUUCACUGAUUCUGGUACUCUGCGGCCAAUGCAUCCCCAGGCUCUUCACCCCAAUUCCAGCCUUUUGCCCACCCCUAAUAUAACUGUGCAGAUCCCCCCCACUAAGACUGGUUUGCCAUAUGCUCAUCCACCCAGGCCUGCCUCUCCAGGAAGUUUCACUCAUGGAACAACCCCACAGCCUUCCCAUGGCGCUACCUUUCAGAGCUCAUCUCAGUCUGCCCCACGCCAUGCCUACUUGACUCACACUCAGACAGGACAACGUUUUUAUCACAGCAAGUAACCACUGCAAAAGGAUGACCAUGGAUAACUUGGGACUGUGCAUGAGUUUGUUUGAGUGCUUUUAGUUCAGAGUGCUUCAUAAUCACAUCAGUAACAAAAUAUACUAGCCCAUAUCCUGCUUUAAUCUUUGUGUUGUAUUUCAUCCUAUUUCCUCAGAGAAGUGAGAUUUGUUGCUGAUAAAGUACCAUGGUACUCCUAAAAUGCUUUUAUUUUGUUUAAAUUUUAACACACAGAUUUAAGUAUAAGGAAUAGUUUUUCAAGAUGUGUACAAGGAAUCCCGGUUUACAAGAAACUGUUCCUGUCACAAAAUAUUCCUCAAAAUUCUGUUUUAAAAUAGUCAGUCUUUCAUAAUACAUCCUGUUAAAAAUCUUAUUUGGUGGGGGUGGGUUAAUAAAUGUUAAUCUUUCUUUCUUUGUCACCUAGUAAAAAUCAGCAUUGCUGCUGCAAGUCUUUACAUGGUAGCAUUGAAAAGGAAAAACAUCUUUGUGGUGUUAUUUUAAUUACAUUAUUUUAUUAUCAAGUUUCACUUGGCAAAACAAUUUUAAAUAUAUCCACUCAAAAAAGGGGGAAAAAAUCCUUGUCUCUAACAAGCUCUAGGAGAAACCUAUAACAAAGCAACCGUUUUCACUCUCCUUUUUGCUAUACUGUGUUACUAUGGGAUAUACCUUCAAAUGAGACAUUGUUAUACUUUGAUUCUUACCUUGGACCCACUCCAGUCAUUCUUUCACAUAACCUCCACAGGCUUGAAACUGGCAGGGGUUUGUUUUCCUUCAAGAUACCCCAUUUCUAUGUUUUCCUGUUGUGGUUUACCACCAAGUAUUCAGGAUAUGUAUACACUUGUACAUUUUUAUUGUCUUUUAAGUAAUCUAAGCCAUGUAAUGUGAAGCGCUCUAUGCAAAAAUAAAAUUCUAUUACAAUUCAA
Messenger RNA from Polypterus senegalus (gray bichir), 2242 nucleotides. It is a transcript of the gene gps2, whose product is annotated as G protein pathway suppressor 2. Bases 242 to 1321 code for a protein of 359 amino acids. The record is from RefSeq and is a predicted model, not a curated record. Gene Ontology annotation, molecular function: transcription coregulator activity. The transcript is spliced from 12 exons. Gene Ontology annotation, cellular component: transcription regulator complex. Gene Ontology annotation, biological process: regulation of transcription by RNA polymerase II. NCBI's taxonomy places the organism in Eukaryota, Metazoa, Chordata, Cladistia, Polypteriformes, Polypteridae.